AUGUAUUGUUCAUGUAUUGUUCAUGAAUUGUUCAUGUAUUGUACAUGUCGUGUUCAUGCAUUGUUCAUGUAUUGUUCAUGUAUUGUUCAUGUACUGUACAUGUCGUGUUCAUGUAUUGUUCAUGUAUUGUUCAUGUAUUGUUUAUGUAAUGUACAUGUCGUGUUCAUGUAUUGUUCAUGUAUUGUUCAUGUAUUGUUCAUGUAUUGUUCAUGUAUUGAUCAUGUAUUGUUUAUGUAUUGUUUAUGUAUUGUACAUGUCGUGUUCAUGUAUUGUUCAUGUAUUGUUUAUGUAUUGUACGUGUCGUGUUCAUGUAUUGUUCAUGUAUUGUUCAUGAAUUGUUCACGUAUUGUACAUGUCGUGUUCAUGUAUUGUUCAUGUAUUGUUCAUGUAUUGUUCAUGUAUUGUUCAUGUAUUGUUCAUGUAUUGUUUAUGUAUUGUUCAUGUAUUGUAUUGUUCAUGUAUUGUUCAUGA
Molecule: messenger RNA, 471 nt
Organism: Candidula unifasciata
Lineage: Eukaryota; Metazoa; Mollusca; Gastropoda; Stylommatophora; Geomitridae
Source: the annotation of a GenBank genome assembly